Molecule: messenger RNA, 2516 nt
Organism: Danio rerio (zebrafish)
Lineage: Eukaryota; Metazoa; Chordata; Actinopteri; Cypriniformes; Danionidae
Source: RefSeq, a predicted model, not a curated record
AGUAAAUUUACCAUCAAUACACUUUUACAAAAUAUAGUCAUUUUUAAUUGAUUUAAAUAAUUGAAUUCACAUGUCCUCAAUAUUCAGAAUACAUCUUUUUACUGAUGAUUUGUUCAACGGAUUGAGGGCGGGGCGACCUGUCAUGUGCAUGAGGACAAAGUAGUAUAGCCAAUAAUCAAGAAAAAAAAAUCUGAUGGACCAGGCCAAUUCCUGCCCUAGCAUACAGUUUUUUUUUUCUCGUCAGAUAAGUUGCAAAACUUUAAAGUUAUUGUUUUAAUUUGCUGUAUUUUAUUCAGCUGCACCGACAUAAUGCACAUUUAUGUAACCAGAAGUUUAAGCUAUGAAAACAGAAUGGAGGAGCAACAGUAUGACAUCACUGCUGCAAAGUGAAAGUGAAAGUGAACUGACAACAACGCCCUGAAAACUGAUUAAAACAACUGAAGAGAAAGCAAAUAAGACAACAGUUGACACUCGCUCACAUUGAUUUGUCCAAUAGUUGAAAAGACCAAUGGCAGAAACUUUACCAACAUCACCAAAUAAAGCUCUGUCAGAGGAGCUCCAGUGCUCAAUCUGUCUGGAUGCGUUCACUGAUCCAGUCAGCACUCCAUGUGGACACAACUUCUGUAAGAGCUGCCUGAACCAGUACUGGAACAACAGCCAGACCUACAACUGUCCAUUAUGUAAAGAAACAUUCAAUAACAGACCAGAGCUCAAGAUCAACACAACACUCAGGCAGCUUGUGCAGGUGUUUAGGCAAAAUGAAAAUAAAUCUGAAGUUCUCUGUGAUAUUUGUGAUAGUGUUAAGAAGAAAGCCCUAAAGAUAUGUCUGCUGUGUCAAAACUCUUACUGUCAAACUCACCUAGAUCUUCAUCAGAAAGUUACAAAUUUAAAACACAAAUUAAUUGAUCCUGUGUUGAAUCUUGAGAACUAUAUAUGUCAGAAACAUGAGAAACCUCUGGAGCUGUUCUGUAAAGAUGAUCAGACAUGUGUGUGUUUGCUCUGCGCUGUGACAAAUCACAGGAAUCACAACACUGUUGCUGUAGAAGAGGAGAGUAAAGAGAGGAAGCCUCUGAUUAUGAAGAUGAAGACAGAUAUGCAGCAGAUGAUCCAGUACAGAAAGAAGACAAUUCAAGACAUUAAACAGUCAGCAACACUUAGAAAAGAGACAUCAGAGAAAGAGAAGGCUGAGAGCACUGAGCUCUUUGCUGAUCUGAUGCGCUGCAUUGAGCGAUGUCAGUCUGAGCUGCUGGAGAUGAUGGAGCAGAGGCAGAAAGCAGCAGAGAAGCAGGCUGAAGAGCUGAUUAAAGAUCUGGAGCAGGAGAUCACUGAGCUGAAGAGGAGAGACGCUGAGCUGGAGCAGAUCUUAGAGACUGAGGAUCACCUGCACCUCCUACAGAUUUACCCAGAGCUGAGCGAACCUCCACACACCAGCAGCUGGACUGAAGUCAGUAUCAGUGACACUCAGCUGAGUGUGGAAACUCUGAAGAAAACUCUCACUCAGCUGCAGGACACUCUCAAUGACAAACUCUGCUCAAGUGUGCUCAAGAGGAUACAUCAAUAUGCAGUGGAUAUAACUAUGGAUCCUGAAACAGCCCAUCCCAAUCUAAUUCUCUCUGAUGAUGGAAAACAAGUGACAAAUGGUGACAUCAAGCUUGAACUCCCAGACAACCCAGAGCGGUUUAGCACUUGUUGCUGUGUCCUGGCCAAAGAGGGAUUCAACUCGGGGAGAUUUUAUUUUGAAGUGCAGGUAAAACAAAAGACUGACUGGGAUUUAGGAGUGGUCAGAGGAUCAGCUAACAGGAAGGGAAAGAUCACAGAGGCUCCUGAGGAUGGAUACUGGGCUGUAGCUUUUAGGAAAGGAAAUCAAUAUCAGGUGUUUAAGUCUCCCACUGUCUCUCUGUCUCUGAGAGUGAAGCCUCAGGUUGUGGGUGUGUUUGUGGAUUAUGAAGAGGGUUUGGUCUCCUUUUAUGAUGUGGAGUCCGGGUGUCAUAUUUACUCUUUCACUGGUCAGACUUUCACUGAGAAACUUUUCCCAUACUUUAGUCCUGGAAAUGCACACAAAGGUAAAAAUGCAGCACCAAUGAUUAUCUCACAUAUCAGAAAAAGUGAAUGAUUUUACAUUCUAAAUAUGAAAAUAAAAAAUAUGAAUGCUUAUUUGAACACUUUUAUGUUAGAACAUCACAUCAGCACAAUUUCUUAAAGGUAUAGUAAUGAAUAUUUACUGAAUAUUAACUUACCCUUACGUGGUUCCAAGAAUUUAUGAGCUUUUUUCUUUCUGUUAAACGCAAAAGAUUUUUUGAAGAAAGUUGAAAACCUGAAUCCAUUGAUUUCCAAUGCUAUGAAGUCAAUGGUUACAGGUUUCUAGCUUUCUUCAAAAUAUCGUGUGUUGAACAAACUAAAUAUACUCAAACAGUUGUGAAACAGAGUGAACUAUAACUUUAAACUUUUGUUUUCUUGCAUUAAAACAUGUCUGUAAAUACUGGUAUAUUUUUUUAAUACAUGAUUUGCUUACAGGA